GCAGGAUGCCUGUCUCUUUUGUCAUCCUCCUCUUUGCCUCUGCAGCCCUGAUUUCCUUCAAUGGUGACUGACCAUCUCUUGCCCUGUCAGGCUGCCAGACCAGCGCUGUGACCCCCAAUGGCCUCUCCCCGGACUAUAACCAUUGUGGCCCUCUCUGUGGCCUUGGGGCUCUUCUUUGUCUUUAUGGGGACCAUCAAGCUGACCCCGAGACUCAGCAAAGAUGCCUACAAUGAGAUGAAACGGGCCUACAAGAGCUAUGUCCGAGCACUGCCCAUGCUUAAGAGAAUGGGAAUCAGCUCCAUCAUUCUUCGCAAGAGUAUUGGAGCCCUCGAGGUGGCCUGCGGCAUUGUCAUGACACUAGUUCCUGGCCGUCCCAAGGAUGUGGCCAACUUUCUGCUGCUGCUGCUUGUUCUGGCUGUGCUCUUCUUCCACCAGCUGGUGGGAGACCCCCUCAAACGCUAUGCCCAUGCCUUGGUCUUUGGGAUCCUGCUUACCUGCCGCCUGCUUAUUGCCCGUCAGCCGGAGGAGCAGCUGCCAGAGAAGAGGACCCUGUCAGUGAAUGGAGAGGAGCAGCCACUUCUUGCAGAAGGAGAGCCAGCGAAGGGCAAAAUGAAGGUGUCCUAGUGGGGUGCCUUUGAGGGACAUAUGGACCCUCCAUGCAGUUCUCUCUGCAAAACACCUAAAAAGAUUUGCGUUUCUUUUCUUUUUCAGUUUUGUAAAGAGUUACAUAUUGGAGCAUGGGGUAAACCUUAUGUUUGCCAACUAAACAACAACUUGGCUUGUGCAAACCUCUAAAACUGCCCUCUGCUGCACCCCCCCCAACAUGUAUAGAUAUGAAUUAAUUUUAAUGGAUGUAGAGGGGAAUAAAUGUACCUUGUGUUGGGUGUGUAUGUUUCUGUGCAUAUCAGAGAGACUGGCUGGAUGGUUGGUAGAUGAAUCACUCAAACUGCCUCUGAACCAGUUUCAGGGGUAAAAAAAAGGAAGCUUCUAACCCUGUGCUUGCUCACCUACCCAGUCCUCUCCCUACUUUGCCCAGCAUCUAGCACUGGAGUGGUGAACGUUUUUUCUUGCUUCACAUGAGCCAAGUGGUAUCUCCCACCCACCUCUCUCGACAGAGAAUAAAGAAUGCUGCAUACCCAAUAAUAAUAAUUACCUGCAGUUAUUUCAAUCUCCCAAGCCUGUCUGUGCUGCUGUCAGAAGAUCAAGGACUAGUCAAUACGUAUCACCCAACACAUUAGCCUGUUUUAUCUGCCACCCAUUCACUAACUUUAUGAAGUGACAGGUUAUUGUGGGUGGGUUAGAGCUUGGCACUAAGGACAGGAUUCAUUUUCCAUCCCACACCAGGAUCUGACAAAUCAAAAGAUAGUGAGAUCCCUCUUAAGAAGCUACUUGCAUUGUGUCAGUGUUGACAUUGGAGGGAGAAAGAAGAAAAGGUGGAACUGUCAUUAGAAACACAUUUUUAAAUGUAUGUUGCCUUUCUUGGUUGUGUCCAGUUUGCAUUCUCUUCCUCCUUUUUCUCCCCCUUAAUUUAUAAAAAUAAACUUUUUGAA
Molecule: messenger RNA, 1550 nt
Organism: Sceloporus undulatus (fence lizard)
Lineage: Eukaryota; Metazoa; Chordata; Lepidosauria; Squamata; Phrynosomatidae
Gene: TMEM35A
Product: transmembrane protein 35A
Exons: 2
Coding region: 118-624 (168 amino acids)
Biological process (GO): chaperone-mediated protein complex assembly; positive regulation of protein localization to cell surface
Cellular component (GO): endoplasmic reticulum
Molecular function (GO): acetylcholine receptor regulator activity
Source: RefSeq, a predicted model, not a curated record